Messenger RNA from Acomys russatus (golden spiny mouse), 1484 nucleotides. RefSeq names its product nuclear factor, erythroid 2 (gene Nfe2). The transcript has 3 exons. Gene Ontology annotation, biological process: regulation of transcription by RNA polymerase II. The coding region runs from base 300 to 1421 and encodes 373 amino acids. Gene Ontology annotation, cellular component: nucleus. The record is from RefSeq and is a predicted model, not a curated record. Lineage: Eukaryota; Metazoa; Chordata; Mammalia; Rodentia; Muridae. Gene Ontology annotation, molecular function: RNA polymerase II cis-regulatory region sequence-specific DNA binding; DNA-binding transcription factor activity, RNA polymerase II-specific.
CUGUUAACUCAGGCCCGAGGGCUAGGGAGAGACGGCCAGAGCGCGCCCGCUUCCACCAGGGCCAACCCGUGCUCCGCGCCCAGCCAUGGCCCGGGGGCGGGGCUCGGCCCUCUGCGGUGCUCAGAGGCAGCCCUCAGAGCCCGCCCGGGAGGUGUCAGCUCUGACCCAACCUCCCAGGCACACUACCCGCAGCUUCAUCUCUCUCCUCGCCCCGACUUGGAAUCCGCCACAGGUGCCUGAAAGGUUGCUGGAACCAUUUAAGCUUUGGGGACACUGGGGCCAGCAGCUGGCACAGUAGGAUGCCCCCGUGCCCUCCUCAGCAGAACAGGAACAGGUUGUCACAGCUGUACGCCGGAGAGCUGGGAGAGAUGGAGCUGACUUGGCAAGAGAUCAUGUCUAUUACUGAGCUUCAGGGUUUAAAUGUUCCAAGUGAGCCAUCUUUUGAGCCCCAAGCACCCACCCCAUACCCUGGGCCACUGCCACCUCCAACAUACUGCCCCUGUUCAGUUCACCCAGAUGCAGGCUUCUCCCUUCCACCGCCACCUUAUGAGCUCCCAGCGUCCACACCUCACGUUCCAGACCUCCCGUACUCCUAUGGCAACAUGGCCGCACCAGUGCCGAAGCCACUCACUCUUUCAGGCCUGCUCAACGAGUCCCUUCCUGAACCCUUAGCUCUCCUGGACAUUGGGCUGCCAGUGGGGCAGCCAAAGCCCCAAGAAGACCCAGAAUCCGACUCGGGAUUAUCCCUCAAUUACAGUGAUGCCGAAUCUCUCGAGCUAGAGGGUGCAGAGGCUGGCAGACGGAGGAGUGAGUAUGUGGACAUGUACCCGGUGGAGUACCCUUACUCACUUCUGCCUAACUCCUUGGCCCACCCCAACUAUGCUCUGCCACCCACGGAGACACCCUUGGCCAUAGAGUCAUCCUCCGGCCCUGUGCGGGCGAAGACUGUUGUCCGUGGGGAGGCCGGGAGCCGGGAUGAGCGACGAGCCCUGGCCAUGAAGAUUCCCUUCCCUACGGACAAGAUAGUCAACUUGCCAGUUGAUGACUUUAAUGAGCUGUUGGCACAGUACCCACUAACGGAGAGCCAGCUGGCUCUAGUUCGGGACAUCCGUCGGCGGGGCAAAAACAAGGUGGCAGCCCAGAACUGUCGCAAGAGAAAACUGGAGACUAUUGUGCAGCUGGAGCGGGAGCUGGAGCGGCUGGGCAGUGAAAGGGAACAGCUCCUCAGAGCCCGAGGGGAGGCCGACCGCACUCUGGAGGUCAUGCGCCAACAGCUGGCAGAGUUGUACCAUGACAUUUUCCAGCAUCUUCGUGAUGAAUCUGGCAACAGUUACUCACCAGAGGAGUAUGUACUACAACAGGCUGCUGAUGGAGCCAUCUUUCUGGUACCCCGUGGAACCAAGACGGAGGCCACAGAUUGAGCUAGCCUAGAGAGGGCACACACUGGUGCUAGGGACUCCCCUCAUUCCCACUUGUCAAAGGUA